Messenger RNA from Anopheles marshallii, 5704 nucleotides. It is a transcript of the gene cac, whose product is annotated as voltage-dependent calcium channel type A subunit alpha-1. Lineage: Eukaryota; Metazoa; Arthropoda; Insecta; Diptera; Culicidae. Gene Ontology annotation, molecular function: high voltage-gated calcium channel activity; calcium ion binding. The record is from RefSeq and is a predicted model, not a curated record. The transcript has 30 exons. Gene Ontology annotation, biological process: calcium ion import across plasma membrane; chemical synaptic transmission. The coding region runs from base 80 to 5704 and encodes 1874 amino acids. Gene Ontology annotation, cellular component: voltage-gated calcium channel complex; membrane.
UCAAGAAGCGGCGCUCGCAGGUCAGACCUCGAACGGGACACAGUUUGGACGCAAAGGAGGCCACUAUUUAGCUGAUAGAAUGGGUGGCCCCAGCAGUCAAGGGGGUCAGCCUCUGGCUGGAGGCGGACCCACCUCGUUAUUUAUUUUAUCAGAGGACAACAUCAUUAGAAAAUACACACGAUUCAUAAUUGAAUGGCCUCCGUUCGAGUACGCUGUGCUGCUGACAAUCAUUGCCAAUUGCGUGGUAUUGGCUCUGGAGGAGCACUUACCUCAUGGAGACAAGACGAUACUUGCUCAGAAGCUGGAAAAAACGGAAGCAUAUUUUUUGGGCAUCUUUUGCGUCGAAGCAUCACUGAAGAUCCUCGCCUUAGGGUUUGUUAUGCACAAACACUCCUACCUCAGGAACAUAUGGAACAUAAUGGAUUUUUUCGUCGUAGUUACGGGUUCAAUGACUAUUUUUGCUGAGGCCAACGUUGAUGUUGAUUUGCGAAUGCUUCGAUCAUUUCGUGUUUUGCGGCCACUUAAGCUUGUUUCAAGGAUUCCAAGUUUACAAGUAGUCUUAAAAUCAAUCAUCAAAGCCAUGGCACCAUUGCUGCAGAUAGGAUUGUUGGUCUUGUUUGCAAUUGUUAUCUUUGCAAUCAUAGGCUUAGAAUUUUACUCCGGUGCGCUGCACAGGAGUUGUUAUAGCUUAGAGGAUAUCUCGCAAAUUGUGAAAGAGGGCGAAUUUCCUACGCCGUGUAAUGCAGAUAACGAUACGAUAGCACCGACCGGUGCGUACGUCUGCAACAGCAGCGACAGCACCUGCAUCGAGCAGUGGGAAGGGCCCAACUUUGGCAUCACUAGCUUCGAUAAUAUCGGUUUCGCCAUGUUAACCGUAUUUCAAUGCAUCACCAUGGAGGGCUGGACGGCGAUACUGUACUGGACGAACGAUGCGCUCGGUUCGACGUUUAAUUGGAUCUACUUCGUGCCGCUCAUCGUGCUGGGGUCCUUUUUCAUGCUUAAUCUAGUUCUCGGUGUGCUCAGCGGAGAGUUUUCCAACGAAAGAGGACGCGUUGAGCGACAGGCUCAAUUUCACAAGUGUCGCUCCAGGCAAAUGUUUGUCGAAGCAAUGACAUCCUAUCUCGACUGGAUUACUCAAGCAGAGGAAGUAAUCCUGGCCGAGGAGCGCACCACCGAGGAGGAACGGUUGCACAUUAUGGAAGCCCGGAGGCGCGCUGCUGCCAAGCGGAAAAAGCUGAAAAAUCUCGGCAAAUCCAAAUCUACCGACACCGAGGAGGACGAUCCGGAUGAUGAUUGUGGUGAUGACGGAUACCUUAAAGCCAAAGUGAAAACACAAGGGAAAUGCAAAGGGUUCUGGAGGGCGGAGAAGCGAUUCCGAUUCUGGAUUAGGCACACGGUGAAAACGCAGUGGUUCUACUGGUUCGUCAUAGUGCUGGUCUUUUUCAACACCGUCUGUGUGGCGGUCGAGCACUAUGGACAGCCGAACUGGUUAACACAGUUUUUGUAUUACGCGGAGUACGUGUUCCUCGGUCUGUUCAUGAUGGAGAUGUGGAUCAAGAUGUAUGCACUGGGGCCAAGAAUUUACUUCGAGUCAUCAUUCAACCGGUUCGAUUGUGUCGUCAUCAGUGGAUCGAUAUUCGAAGUGGUGUGGUCGGAGGUGAAGGGAGGAUCGUUCGGUUUGUCUGUGCUGAGAGCAUUACGCUUGCUGCGAAUAUUUAAGGUCACCAAAUACUGGUCCUCGCUCCGUAAUCUUGUCAUCUCGCUGCUCAAUUCAAUGAGAUCCAUCAUUUCGUUGCUGUUCUUGUUGUUCCUGUUCAUACUGAUCUUUGCGCUGCUCGGUAUGCAGCUGUUUGGUGGUCAGUUCAACCUGCCCGACGGUACACCGCCAACGAACUUCAACACGUUUCCGAUCGCACUGCUGACCGUGUUCCAGAUUCUCACUGGGGAAGAUUGGAAUGAAGUCAUGUACCAGGGCAUUGAGUCGCAGGGCGGUCACAAGAAGGGCAUGAUCUACUCGCUGUACUUCAUCAUUCUGGUGCUGUUCGGUAACUACACACUGCUGAACGUAUUCUUGGCUAUCGCUGUCGACAAUUUGGCCAACGCGCAGGAGUUAACCGCUGCCGAGGAGGAGCAGCUGGAGGAGAACAAGGAAAAACAGCAGAUGGAGCUGGACAAGGAAAUGGAGGCGCUGCAGAUGCAAACGGACGGAUCGCCGCCACGAGUGGAAGUGUCGUCUCCAUCGCCCACUAGAGGCAAUGGUAGCGGUGGUAGCACAAAAGGCAAGAAAAAGGAGGAAGACAAGGAGGAGGACGACGAUGAGAUACCGGAUGGGCCAAAACCGAUGCUGCCAUACUCAUCCAUGUUUGUGCUAUCUCCAACUAACCCUAUACGUUGUGCAGCCCAUUGGGUAGUAAACCUACGGUACUUUGACUUUUUCAUUAUGGUCGUUAUCUCACUGUCAUCGAUCGCACUAGCCGCCGAGGAUCCCGUCGAGGAAGACUCACCCCGCAACAAAAUACUCAACUUCUUCGAUUACGCCUUUACCGGCGUGUUUACGAUCGAGAUGUUGCUCAAGAUCGUCGAUCUCGGCGUUAUACUGCACCCGGGCAGCUACUUGCGCGAGUUCUGGAACAUCAUGGACGCCGUGGUCGUUAUCUGUGCUGCCGUCAGCUUCGGCUUUGACAUGACCGGCAGCAGUGCCGGUCAGAACCUUUCCACAAUCAAAUCGUUACGGGUGUUGCGCGUGCUGCGUCCGCUGAAAACAAUCAAACGUGUGCCAAAGCUGAAGGCAGUGUUUGAUUGCGUGGUCAACUCGCUCAAGAACGUCAUCAACAUCCUGAUCGUUUACAUACUGUUCCAGUUCAUCUUUGCCGUCAUUGCGGUCCAGCUGUUCAAUGGGAAAUUUUUCUACUGCACCGACGACAGCAAACAUACGAGCGAAGAGUGCAAGGGGCACUUUUUCGUGUACGAUGGUGCUGAUCAACUGCCACGAAGAGAACCAAGGGAGUGGAAGACACAAAGCUUUCACUACGACAAUGUGGCAACCGCCAUGUUGACACUGUUCGCCGUACAAACGGGCGAAGGCUGGCCUCAAGUGCUCCAAAACUCGAUGGCCGCUACCUACGAAGACAAGGGUCCAAUCCAAAACUUUCGAAUAGAAAUGUCCAUAUUCUACAUAGUGUACUUCAUAGUGUUUCCAUUCUUCUUUGUUAACAUAUUCGUGGCCUUGAUUAUCAUUACAUUCCAAGAGCAAGGUGAAGCGGAACUACAGGACGGUGAGAUAGAUAAAAAUCAGAAAUCGUGCAUAGACUUUACGAUAGGUGCUAGGCCUCUGGAGCGUUACAUGCCAAACAAGCGGAAUAGUUUUAAAUACAAGGUGUGGCGCAUCGUCGUCUCGACGCCAUUCGAGUACUUUAUAAUGAUGCUGAUCGUGUUCAAUACGUUACUGCUGAUGAUGAAGUAUCACAAUCAAGGAAAAGAGUUUGAGAAAUCGUUAAAAUAUCUCAACAUGGGAUUUACCGGGAUGUUUAGUGUUGAAACGAUACUGAAAAUAAUAGGAUUUGGCGUAAAGAAUUUUUUCAAGGACCCUUGGAAUAUAUUCGAUUUUAUAACAGUAAUCGGAAGUAUUAUCGACGCUUUAGUUCUAGAAUUAGGGGAAAACUCCUUCAACGUUGGAUUCCUAAGACUGUUUCGUGCUGCACGAUUAAUCAAACUACUGCGACAAGGUUAUACAAUACGUAUAUUACUUUGGACAUUUGUUCAAUCAUUCAAAGCACUGCCAUAUGUCUGUUUGCUGAUUGCCAUGCUAUUUUUUAUCUACGCAAUUAUUGGCAUGCAGGUAUUUGGGAAUAUUGAGCUAGAUCCAGAAUCAUCUAUUACUAGACACAACAACUUCCGCUCAUUUGUCCAAGGGCUGAUGCUACUGUUCAGGUGUGCUACGGGCGAGUCGUGGCCGAACAUUAUGCUGGCAUGUCUCAAAGGGAGACCGUGUGACCCGAGAGCUAACAAACCGAACGAAACGUGCGGUUCGACAUUGGCCUACGCAUACUUCGUGUCAUUUAUCUUCUUCUGUUCGUUUCUUAUGUUGAAUCUUUUCGUGGCCGUUAUUAUGGAUAACUUUGACUAUCUAACGCGUGAUUCCAGUAUUCUUGGCGCACAUCAUCUGGACGAGUUCGUUCGGAUAUGGGCUGAAUAUGAUCCUAAUGCUACGGGUAAAAUUCACUACACUGAAAUGUAUGAUAUGUUAAAAAACAUGGAUCCUCCCUUGGGAUUUGGUAACAAAUGUCCCAACCGACUCGCCUACAAAAAGCUCAUACGCAUGAACAUGCCGCUCGAUGCAGAGGGAAAGGUCGCAUUCACCACGACAUUGUUUGCAUUGAUACGCGAGAACCUCAACAUCAAAAUGAGAACUGCCGAAGAGAUGGAUCAAGCAGACAUGGAACUGCGGCACACAAUCAGCCACAUCUGGCCACUGCAGGCGAAAAAAAUGCUCGACCUGCUCGUCCCGCUCAACGAGGAGCUGAACACGGGCAAGCUUACCGUGGGGAAGAUAUACGCCGGUUUGCUGAUUUUGGAGUCCUGGCGCAAUACCAAGUUUGGCCAGGUCGAAUCGGAUCUGCCGGUAAGUGAGCUGCAGGACGUAUCGAGGCAACCGUCCCUUGAGUCGCUGGCGCCUGCGGAUGGACAUCUGCAUCCAGGGCACGCUUAUCAUAAUGGACAUCGUAGGUCUCCGAGUCUGAGACGGGAGUCUCCGCUGGUGCGCACACCGAGUCCGCGGAAGCGGCAACAUCAGCACGAGAUCGGAUUCUCCGACACCGUGUCGAAUGUGGUGGAGAUACAAAAGGAGGAACACAGACGUGGUAGGCAUCAUUUCGGCUAUGCGCACAGGCACAACCGAGGUUCCUGGUCGGCCUCAACCAGCCCUGCCCGUUCGCCAUCGCCCAGUCGUUUCGGUGUACAUAGUAGUGCCCAGCAUCGCAGUAGUAAAGACCGUUCCAAAAACCACCUUGUUCAUCAACCGUACGAUACGACGAUCCUCUGCGAACGAUCGCGUUCGCCCAGCCCGGCCCAGCUACUGCAAGAGCUGCGUGACCGGGACCAGGCCCGGCGGAAGUAUCGCAACGGAAUGGGGUCUCAUGUGCAGCACAGUUAUCCUGUACUUGUGACACGUCGCCAGGGUCAUGGACGCCGGUUACCGCCCACUCCUUGUAAACCCUCGACGCUGCAGCUGAAGCAAACGAACAUUAACUUCCCCAAGCUGAAUGCUAGCCCUACACACACUGGCCAUUCGUCUCACAACACGCCCCACAGCGUCCACUCUCUGCCCCAGUCGCGUGAGUUCCUCCGGGAGCCCAGGGAACGGGACCGUGACCGGGAUCGGGAUCUGUACUAUCGGGAACGUGACCGGGAACGGGAUCGCGAACGGUUCCGCAACAGUCGCGAACGCAGCCACGAAGAUUACAGUGUUCGGUACGAGUUUCGUGAUCGCGAGCGCGAACUUUACGAGCGUGAACGGGAGAUCGAGCGCGAGUUUGAGCGCGAGUACGAGAGAAUGGAACACUCGGUACCCUUGUCGUACGAGCAGGCCCUAGCCAUGGGUCGGACCGGUGGCCGGGUACUGCCGUCGCCCAUUUUGAACGGCUACAAACCAAAGGGAGCGCUGCAUUCUAGACAUUCCGAUUCGGAUGACGAGGACUGGUGCUAG